Molecule: messenger RNA, 216 nt
Organism: Prorocentrum cordatum
Lineage: Eukaryota; Dinophyceae; Prorocentrales; Prorocentraceae
Source: the annotation of a GenBank genome assembly
GCAUUGGCAUCCAAGCGCGGGGAAUUCCUGCGCGACCCCGUGGGGGCAGCAGAGCAGGGCCCGAAGUGGCCGCUGGUUCAUUUCGUAUCACUCCAGAGCAAGUCAGAUUUUUGGGCCAAGCUGAUCUCGUUCCCUGGCGGCGACCUCAUCAGCGCAUAUCCUGGUCUCAUGGACGUCGGCGCGCGCGAGUGGAAAGCCCUGCAGAUCUCCAUCUGA